AUGAAGACUAUGAACCUAAACAUCAUUACAUUGAUCAUUACCAUUGCUUUUUCUGUCUUGUCUUCAAGCUUUGAAAGCUGUAGUGCCAUACGUGGAAACCAUUGGAGGAAACUCAAAGCUGUUAUUACUGCCUCUUCUACUUUUAAUGUGUUAGACUAUGGUGCUAAAGGAGAUGGACAUGCAGAUGACACAAAGGCCUUUGAAGCCGCAUGGGAAGCUGCUUGCAAGAUGGAGGCCUCAACAAUGAUUGUUCCAUCUGGUUCUGUGUUUCUGGUGAAACCAAUCUCUUUCUCAGGCCCUAAUUGUGAACCAAACAUUGUUUUUCAGUUGGAUGGCAAAAUCAUUGCACCUACAAACCCUGCAGCAUGGGGCUCAGGUACCUUGCAAUGGCUUGAUUUCACUAAGCUUAAUAAGAUUACAAUCAGAGGUAAAGGUGUCAUUGAUGGUCAAGGCUCUAUCUGGUGGAAUGACUCACCUACUUACAAUCCUUCAGAAGAAUCAGCCAAUAGCUCUGUUCUUGCCAAACAGAUGCAAGAAAAUAGUGGAAAAAUGCCAAGAACCAGACCAACAGCACUCAGGUUCUAUGGAAGUAACGGUGUAACUGUCACAGGCAUAACGAUUCAGAACAGUCAACAGACCCAUCUCAAGUUUGAUUCAUGCACAAAUGUUCAGGUCUUUGAUAUAAAUGUUUCAUCACCUGGUGAUAGCCCCAACACAGAUGGAAUCCACUUAGAGAACUCUCAAGAUGUGGUCAUCUACAGCAGCACAAUUGCUUGUGGCGAUGAUUGUGUCUCUGUACAAACUGGAUGUUCCAACAUAUAUGUACACAACAUCAAUUGUGGACCUGGUCAUGGAAUCAGUAUUGGAAGUCUUGGAAGGGAGAACACCAAAGCCUGUGUUAAAAAUGUCACCGUCAGAGAUAUUACAGUCCAAAAUACCUUGACUGGUGUCAGAAUAAAAACAUGGCAGGGAGGCUCUGGUUCAGUCAACAAUAUUAUGUUCUCGAACAUUCAAGUUUCUGGGGUUCAAACACCAAUCUUGAUUGACCAAUACUAUUGUGACAGUGGCAAGUGCCGGAAUAAUACAUCAGCUGUGGCAGUGUCAGACAUAAACUAUGUAAAUGUAAAAGGAACAUACACUAAGGAGCCUCUUUAUUUUGCAUGCAGUGACAGCUUACCUUGUACUGGUAUAACCCUGGAUACCAUACAGCUAGAAUCAAGUCAAAAAACUCAGAACUCCAACGUUCCAUUUUGUUGGGAAGCAUAUGGGGAGUUAAAAACUAAAACAGUUCCUCCUGUUAAUUGUUUAGAGAAAGGUAACCCAUCAAGUACUUGGAUCCAUUCUAAUAAAGAUUCUUGCUAA
Molecule: messenger RNA, 1362 nt
Organism: Gastrolobium bilobum
Lineage: Eukaryota; Viridiplantae; Streptophyta; Magnoliopsida; Fabales; Fabaceae
Product: polygalacturonase At1g48100
Exons: 6
Coding region: 1-1362 (453 amino acids)
Biological process (GO): carbohydrate metabolic process
Molecular function (GO): polygalacturonase activity
Source: RefSeq, a predicted model, not a curated record